GACAAAUCUACUUUCGGUUUGUUAAUUAAUCUCAAGAAGAAAAUUUCCAGCAUUGAUGACAAAUGAUAAGGCUUUGCAUCUUCCUUAAACGUGAUUUUGUGAACGUACCCUUCCUUAUAAUCACAUAAAAGGUAUCCAUGAAAAAUAAAUUGAGGAGUCUGUGGAAGUAGGUAAUGGAGAGGACUUGUUCAUGGCCCUAUUCUCCACGAGGAGAGAAGGAAUUAAAAUUGACAUGGACAUACUGGGUAUCAGAGUUCACGGAAUUCCUCCAGGAACCAAAGCAAAAGACAUCUCCGAAUAUUUUGGAAAACCCCAAAAUGGCGGCGCAGAAAUUGAUGAAAUGUAUUACCCUCUUCGUGACAAUGACGCCGUCAUCAUCUUCACAAAUGACGGGUACCAACAUGCUUUUAACAAAAGUCAUACCAUCGGUGGAAAGAGUUUGGUGUUGAGUAACCUUCCAAUACAGAUUUUCUCCAACUCCUCUGUAUACCUGGAGCAAGCAAUUACACAACUCUUAGAUGAAAACCCGCCCCUCAUGAGAAGCCUCGAAAAUGACAAUGACGUGGAAGUUGUGUUCGACGCGAAAUUCAUGACGUACAGGGUUUCUGGGAAUCCCUUUCAAAUUGAGUGUGCUUCAAAGUUCCUAACGGACGCGUGGAUCAAACAGCAAGAUGACAGGAGGCCGAAAGAUGGAGCAACCAACAGAGUGGCAGAAAAGAAAGGCAAUACAGAGAGCAGACGAUCCCCCGCAGUAGUGAUUAGUGAAGAUUCGGACUCUUCCGAGAUCGAGCUAUCGUAUAAGCCUUUGGAUUCACAGAUUACCUUCAAGAGUAAACAGAAUGACAGAGACAUGGGUCAGCGUUCAAGUCCAUCGCCUAGUCAUUUUUCCACUAUAUCAAAGAAGACCAAGAAAUCUGAUGAUUAUGAAAGAAACAUUCCCCCAUACAGACCUUCAAGUUCGGAAACGUAUAACCAAACUCCAAAUGUAAAGUUCAACCCACAAGUCUUGGAAAACAUGAAUUCAUGUUUAAAUGUAUCGGAUUGCAGGGUUUCCGUAAAUGACCGAAGAUCGUCUCGAUUACCGACCAAUGCACAGAGGGACGAUUUCGCUGCGACAAGACCAAAGAAACAAACUCUUCCAAAACGGCAGAACCUCACAGGUAGUGAGAAGUAUACAUGUCCCAGAACCAUUCCAAAUAAGUCGGUGACUGCAACAUCAGAGAAGACGCCAUUAGUCUUCAAAAAUUAUGAAAGUGAUUCAGAUGAGGAGGGAACUGUCAUCACCAGACCAAAUCCAGAGUUAUCCUCAGUCAGAGACAGUGCGUUUCAGCGACCCCGGUCCCGCAAUCCUUAUGCUACCUUUCCUCUUUCAAACAGAACUGUUCAGACGGGUAUGUCUCUCAGUCAGUCCGACUUUCCGGACCUGGCUUUGGAAUACGAAACAUCUAUCGGAAGUGUGAAUGUAAGGCUUAUCAUCGGCGACAUUCUAACGCAGAAAACUGACGCAGUUAUUAGUCCUGCCAACACAGAUCUAUCAUCCCUUUAUGGAAUAUCUGCUUUAAUCGCAAGAAAUGCUGACAGAAACAUGAGGAAAGAAUGCGCUGAUUAUAUUGCCAAAAAUGGUAAUCUACUCUUUGGUGACGUCAUACAUACGUGUGCAGGUGGAAACCUUGAUCCUAAAGUUACAUACAUUCUGCAUGCUGCUGUUCCUUCGUGGCGGGAAGACAGCCCAGAGCAGUCCUCACAUUUGUUAAUUUGCGCAUAUCUUAACUGUUUCCAAUAUGCUGAUAAGAUCUGGCUCAGAAGUUUGUCCAUGCCAAUCAUGGGUGCUGGCCAUUUCGGCGCUCCUUUGGAUGUUUGCGUCCAGUCAUUUCAUGAUGCCAUAUUAUUGUUUACGCACGGCACCAACGAGUCCAAGCAUCUUCAAGAAAUUCAGCUUGUCAGCAAUAACCAGAACAGCGCAUGCUCAAGCGUUGUCGUAUUCAAGUCACUGAUGGACCUGGAUGAGGAGGAAGCCCGCAAAGCCGCUGUGGAACGAUACUACAAAAGAAGCAAACAAUACGAAUUUUCAGCCAGAGAUUUCGUCCUCAGAAGAGAUUCGUCAGAAGGGGAGCAGUACCAGGAUAACGAUCACGAUGACAAAACGGAUAGAGUCGAGGAAGGAGAAGAACCCAGUGGGGAAACACCAACUGAUAUUUUGUCCAAACAGACAUUGAAAAGUGAAGAUUCUGAAAAAAUGGAAUGUUCCAAAGAAGAGGAAGGUGACCCGAGUUCCCCAACCGAGAAGUCAAAAAGAAAUCAUGAAAGUAGCCCUAGUAGAAAUAAGCAACACUCUGACAGUCAAGAUGAAACAAAGGACUCAUGGACUAUUAGCGGGAAUCAAAAUAGAAAUUUAAAAGGAUAUUCUCAAGAGUAUGCACAAGAGGAGCUAUUUGAAAGCGAUAUACACAGAGGGACAUCACAGGAGCCUGUCAAUGUAUCUCCGGCUGAGUAUACCGAGGUGGAUGAAACCCCGUCAUCAAGCGUCAUUGAAAAGUUGUUGACGCACUGUGGGUCAAGCGAAAAUAUUGAGUAAAUACGAAGUUAAUCAAUCAGAUGAUAGCAUCUAUAAAUGAACCAAUCAGAUGGUGAUAUCCAAAAUGAACCACUGAGAUGAUGAAAUUUGAAAUGAACCAAUCAGAUGAUAUUUUAAAUGUCUUUCGCGUAUCACUUGCAUAUAUUGGAAUUGAGGAGUGUUGACCCCCAUGUAUAUUACAGUAAAAGAAAUGUACACAUUUUACGAUUUUUAAAAGAUGACAAGAAACAUAACAUACUUUCAGUGUGACUUGCAUUUGAAUUAAAAUAUUACAUGGGC
Molecule: messenger RNA, 2854 nt
Organism: Ostrea edulis (European flat oyster)
Lineage: Eukaryota; Metazoa; Mollusca; Bivalvia; Ostreida; Ostreidae
Exons: 6
Coding region: 191-2575 (794 amino acids)
Source: RefSeq, a predicted model, not a curated record